AUGCUUAAUCACUGGCAACCUGGCACUCAGUACAAUGACGGCGCAAUAGUUCUCUACGAAGGUGUCCAGUACAGGAUCAUUCAGCCUCACCGAUCCCAGAGUGACUGGACCCCACCCGUGACGCCUGCCCUAUGGGGACGUCUGGAAGAUGGUGAUAACCACCGCCGUCCCCAUCAUGAGAAAUCUGGUCAAUGGGGUGAAGACUGCAAGUCCGAGCCGUGUGCUCCAUCAUACGACCAGCCUCCUCAGCAGCAGCAACAACAGCAGCAACAGCAGCAACAACCUUACCAUGCCCCUCAAGGUGACAUCCAGCCGACUAAUGAGGGAGGUCAGAAGCACUGGUAUGACAUUGACGACAAAAAGAAGAAAGAGCUUGAGAUCGGAGGGGGCCUCCUGGCCGGUGUUGGUGCCCUUGCUGCUGGCGUUUAUGCCUACAAUCAACACGGAAAGAACGAGGAAGAGAAAAAAGCGCAUUCCUGGUCGCAAAGCAACUGGCUUCGUGAUGCAGAGCAACGCACCCAGGCUUUCCGAAGCGGAAAUUACCCUGGUCCGGUUGCAUGGGUCCUCAAUGAGGGUAAGAACAUCCCUCACAAUGCUAUCGAAGGUGGAUUUGAGCGCGGCGCGCCUUUGUACAUCUGCCGUGCUUACCACGAGGCAAUGGUCGGGAAGGCAUGCUCUGUCUUCAAGAAAGGAGCUGUGAUUGGCUACAAGAAGGAAGAAAUUCACCUUAAUCAAUAUGAAAUUCUUGUCGGGAACCCUCAAGCCGUGCGAUGGGUAAACGUUUCCGGCCAAUUCAGUUUGGCAUCUCUCGACGGACUUCGACCUGUUGAAGGUGGCCGGGAGCCCGGGGGCGCUCUUCAAUACGUUGCCCAAGCUCCUUACCAUGGAGCCGUGCACCCAGGGAAGGCGUGCGAGACGUUCGGUGAUGGUUGCUACAUCCCUUACGACUCCACAGAGAAGAAGGUUAAGGCGAGUACAAAUGCCAACAACGUUGACAGGAUCUGA
Messenger RNA from Suillus clintonianus, 1005 nucleotides. RefSeq names its product carbohydrate-binding module family 12 protein. Gene Ontology annotation, biological process: carbohydrate metabolic process. NCBI's taxonomy places the organism in Eukaryota, Fungi, Basidiomycota, Agaricomycetes, Boletales, Suillaceae. The record is from RefSeq and is a predicted model, not a curated record. Gene Ontology annotation, molecular function: carbohydrate binding; hydrolase activity, hydrolyzing O-glycosyl compounds. The transcript has 7 exons. Gene Ontology annotation, cellular component: extracellular region. The coding region runs from base 1 to 1005 and encodes 334 amino acids.